Molecule: messenger RNA, 360 nt
Organism: Haemonchus placei
Lineage: Eukaryota; Metazoa; Nematoda; Chromadorea; Rhabditida; Trichostrongylidae
Source: the annotation of a GenBank genome assembly
AUGCAUACGACUAUCUUUUGCUCUAUCUUGAUGACUGCACAUAUGGUCUACUUCGUAGAGGCGAUCAGAUGUCAGAGCUGUUUCAAUUAUAAUGGAUUGGCAUGUGUCUCCAAUCCGGUUUGUAAUGGAGAGUACUGUCUAUUUGAGCAAAUACUGAGACCAAAUGGUGUGAUCUCCGUGAAAAAGACAUGCUUGGCCAACGGUCAAUAUCAGUUCGACGAUGGUAUAGUGAUUACUAACCUGAACCAGUGUGUCGCUAGGUGGGUGCUUCCAUCUCAAAGUUAUUCAUUCAUUUCAGUCCCUUUCUCUGACUUGACUGUACGUUUAUCUGAGCCGAAUUGGUGUUUCGAAGGGUUAUGA